AUGGCUCAAAACCUUUUUGUAGCCGAGGGCAUUGACAUCCUUCGGCAGUCCGAUGCGGAAGAGCGGGAGUUAGAUAAAUCACGAUUGCGAAUUAAAGGCGGCAAAGGUAGCGGCGAACAGCUUCUUUCUAUCGUCCAAAGAUACCAAAACCUAUACCAUCGGUGCGUUCAAGGGAUGGAAAUCCUAAACCACGUGAGGCAUACUGCCCUCAGCGAGGCCGCUACGCAAAAUGACCAGUACAGUCGAAAGAUAUCCAAUUUUUGUACCCAAAAGAUUGUAGAUGGUGUAAAACAAUGCAAAAGAAUCACGAAAAUGUUGGAUAGCAUCUCCUUUCCACUAGACCAUGCGGAUCUAAUCAGGUACGAGGGCUACCUGGUGGAGAAUUCUAUCUUCCACCAUGAUGGCAAGCGAUUUCCCCUUAAAGGAAAGGAAAAGAUGCUCUCGCAGGAGUUCAACCUCACCGAUGGUACCUACAACGUGUUGAUCAAAAACCUUGACGACUACACGAUCGCACGGCCGGAGGUUAGCGUCGUCUUCGCCCUCAUUCCGCAUGGUGAGGACCCAGCAGAGAGUUCUAAAAUGGAAUUUAUGCUCUUCUGUGGCUGCGCGUGGGUCAAAACAUUUGGGGUUUUCACCAAUAAUAAGUAUCCCACAUCGUUGCAGUUGCAGGUGCGCUCAUCGGGGAUGCGGGAAUCUCAUAUUGAAGUGCACCUUCAGAAGUGGAAGCCGGUGGAGUGUGAUUUAUCCGCAAAUGCAGGAGAAGGGAACUACGGAAAGCCCGCCAGCAUCGGCGAGAAUGCCCAUUAUUUUGAUAAUUUGGGAAAUCUACCUUUAAAAGAAAGGAACGAGGCAGCGGACGGAGAGAAAAAAUUGGGAAGCAACUGGAUGGAUGGGAUUCCAACGCUGGGCGAUAGCGAGUUGGAGACGUUGGCGGCGUUUAAUGUUCCGCAUUCGGAGCUCCCCAAUCGUGAUAAUGAUGUGAAGGAUUUAACGGGAAGCCCAGCGUCAGCCGCUCUUUCUUUUCCAAAAAGUAACGAUGGAAAAAAUCCAUGGGUGGCGUUGGAAAGCCUAAACGUACCCCACACAGGCGAUCAUGGAAGAACCGAAUUUGCGUCGGUUCCCGCUCCAGUGGAGUAUCGCCCGAAGGGUUUAAAUUGCCGGCAACGGAUGCAAAUUUUGCGCGCAAUGUUAAAUGCCUGGCCGUCGGAAGGGAAUGUCAUGCUGGGCCUUCAAACGAACAGUCAGCAAAUUUUAAACUCAGUUUAUGCCCUUCCCCUUCCUACCGAAAUCGAGUAG
This is a messenger RNA of Phytomonas sp. Hart1, 1296 nucleotides long. The record is from the annotation of a GenBank genome assembly. Lineage: Eukaryota; Euglenozoa; Kinetoplastea; Trypanosomatida; Trypanosomatidae.